AAAUGCCUGUCAGGCAUUUGGUACCAGAAGCCCCCUGUGGCAAAGCCUGGGCUGCAUCCUAUUGUCAGUGAAUGAUGGCGGCGGAGCUGAGUGGCUUGUCAUCAUUCUCGAAAAUUCUGAAGCUAGUGAGCUCUCUCUCCCUCUCCCACUCGCCUUAUUUUCCUUUCCGCCACUGCGGGGACUUUUUCUAAUUUGCAGCUUCCCUUCCGACACACACAGACAAGCUGGUGGCUUGCAGACUGCGUCUGUCUGGAGCGAGAGAGGCACAGCGCGGAGGGGGUGCCCUGGAGGUGGAUUCUCUAGCAGUUCUCACGGACUGUAGACGUGGGGGGCAUUGCUGCCGAUGAGCUGUAGAUUCUUCAGCUUGGCUAGCAGAGGAAGCAUUGAUUGGGAACUACUCACUCAGAAAAUCAAAAGAUAGAAACCAGAAUAUACUAUCAAGCCUUUGAGAACACAACAUAACCAACUUGACUACUUUACCACUUCCUUGACUAGGAGGCAGUACAGCACUGUUGAAGGAUGGCUGACGAUCGCAAAGAGGAAGCGAAGAUGCCUCACUGGACUUCAGCUCAACUACCUGAGGCAACAGGACACCCGCACCCACCUGAGAUGAAGGACCAGGCAGGGGCUGGGGAAGGGCUGGUCCGCAGCGCCAAUGGAUUCCCAUACCGCGAGGAAGAGGAGGCUUCCUUUGGGGAGCAUGGGUCACAGGGCACCUAUUCAGAUACCAAAGAGAAUGGAAUCAACGGAGAGCUGACCUCAGCUGACAGGGAAACAGCAGAGGAGGUGUCUGCAAGGAUAGUGCAAGUCGUAACCGCUGAAGCUGUGGCGGUCCUGAAAGGGGAGCAAGAGAAAGAAGCCCAGCACAAAGAGCAGCCUGCAGCUCGACCUUUAGCAGCUGAGGAGACCGCUAAUCUGCCACCUUCUCCGCCCCCAUCGCCAGCCUCAGAACAGACAGUCCCAGUGGAAGAAGAUUUACUUACAGCCUCGAAGAUGGAGUUCCAUGAGCAGAAGGCAUUGACUUCCUCCACAGUUGAAUCCUUAGACAAGAAAGAACAAGAGUCCAAGAUUCAAAGUAAGCCUAGUGAAGACAUUGAGCAUGCUGCCUUAGUGCCUCAGCUUGAGACAACGCACACUUCCCUUGAGCAAAAGGACCUCCAAGACACGGAAGGAGAAAAGGCACCACUCCCUCUGAUUGGGCACCCUCUUGGGGCCAGCCUUGAAGGUACAAAACAGAAUACAGAACCUAGUCUUGUCAUACCCGGCAUUGGCCUCUCAGCAGAACCUCCAGCUCUGAAAGAGCGGAAUGACUGGUUCAUUGAAAUGCCUGUGGAAUCUAAAAAGGAUGAGUGGGGUUUAGCUGCUCCAAUAUCUCCUGGUCCCCUGACACCCAUGAGGGAAAAAGAUGUAUUUGAGGAUAUCCCAAGAUGGGAAGGAAAACAGUUUGAUUCUCCCAUGCCAAGUCCCUUUCAAGGUGGAAGCUUCACUCUUCCUUUAGACAUUAUGAAGAAUGAAAAGAUAACUGAAACAUUGCCCUUUGCCCCUGUCAUCUUUCAACCAGACGACAAAAAACCUCUGCAAGAUAUCAGCAUCAUAACUACUGCCAAAGAUAGUUCUAAAGCCGAGGAGCCUCCAGAAGAUAAACCUCACAAAGUGGAACCCACGCCAGCCUCAGGGGCCAUUGCCUUACCCAAAGAUGCCCCUGGUCCAGCUGUGGAAGGAUAUGUCUUGGAGAAAGUUUUAGUGGAAGAAAAGGAAAGCAUAAAUCAAGAGAAAAAAGAAGAUUCUGUGCCCAGCAGACAGGAACCUAUACUUUCUGAAAAGGAGCCCCAACCAAAGCUUGAAGAAAAAACACCCACUGCUGACAAGGGAGCUGUAAGAGAAGAGAAAGAGCCUCCCCAGCUGAGAAACGAAGAAACGGGCCCCAUUCAGGCCACAGAGCAGUCUUUCUCCAGAGAGCAGAAAGGCCCAGAAAAUACCACUGAUGUGAUCAAACAGGACUCCUUCCCUGCAAGUUUGGAGCAAGCAGUUGUAGAUUCAGCCAUGACCUCUAAGACCUUGGAAAAAGACACAGUGGAGCCAGCAGGAGUGAGUGAAAUGAAGGAAACCCAGGGACUCUUUGAGGAAAAAGUUUCUGACAAAGAAAAAGUUGAAGGAGUCGGGGCUGAAGGUGGCAUGCCAUUUUAUGAAGAUAAAUCAGGAAUGUCUAAGUACUUUGAAACAUCUGCAUUGAAAGACGAAGUGACAAAAGGCAGUCAGCUGGGCAGUGAUUACUAUGAACUGAGUGACACAAGAAAAAGUACCCUUGAUGAACCUCUUGAUACCACAUGUCCCAAGUAUCAAGAUGAUGGCAAGGGACUUCAAGCAGAAACAGAAUCCCAGCCCAGUGCUCCAGCACAGGAAGCAGGCUACAGCACUUUGGCACAAAGUUAUCCAUCCAAGUUACCUGAAGAACCAAGUUCUCCACAAGAAAGAAUGUUCACUAUUGAUCCAAAAGUUUACGGGGAGAAAAGGGACCUCCACAGUAAGAAUAAGGAUGAUCUAACUCUAAGCAGAAGCUUGGGACUUGGUGGUAGGUCUGCGAUAGAACAAAGAAGCAUGUCCAUCAACUUGCCCAUGUCUUGCCUGGAUUCCAUCGCCCUUGGGUUCAACUUUGGCCGGGGGCAUGACCUCUCUCCUUUGGCUUCUGAUAUUCUUACCAACACUAGCGGGAGCAUGGAUGAAGGUGAUGAUUAUCUUCCUCCCACCACACCCGCAGUGGAUAAAGCCCCUUGCUUCCCCAUAGAAAGCAAAGAGGAGGAAGAGAAGAUUGAGGAAGAAAAUGCUGCCAGAGGGCAGAACACUCAAGUUGAAGCAUCCUGUGAAUCACCUUUCCUAGCCAAAGAGUAUUACAAAAAUGGUACUGUCAUGGCCCCUGACCUUCCUGAGAUGUUAGAUCUGGCAGGCACAAGGUCCAGGUUAGCUUCUGUGAGCACAGAUGCUGAGGUUGCCAGGAGGAAAUCGGUACCAUCAGAGACUGUGUUUGCAGAGAGUAGCGCCAGGUUGGCACCUGGCCCUGAUGAAAACCACGUGAUGACAAAAUCAGACAGUCAGCUUGAAGACCUGGGAUACUGUGUGUUCAAUAAAUACACAGUCCCACUCCCCUCACCUGUUCAGGACAGUGAGAAUUUGUCAGGAGAGAGUGGUUCCUUUUAUGAAGGAGCUGAUGACAAAGUUCGGAGAGAUUUGGCCACAGACCUCUCGUUGAUUGAAGUAAAACUGGCAGCUGCCGGGAGAGUCAAGGAUGAGUCCAGUGCAGGGAAAAAAUCACCUGUACCUACCGCUGCUGAAAAGCCAGGACUGGGUAGAGAGUUGGACCUUGACAGGAAAGCUAAUGACAAGCUGGAUACGGUCCCAGAAAAGAGUGAAGAGCAUGUCGAUCUGAAAGAACAUGCCACGGAUAUAGAAGAUGGUGACAAAGUAGAGACAUUUGGAUUAGGAGUGACCUCGGAGCAAGAUGCCACCAAAGAACUGACAGUAGCAAAAGGCGCAUCCCCUGAGAAGGUAGAGAAAGGUCUGCUUAGUUCAGUGCCAGAGGUGGCUGAGAUAGAACCAUCCAAGAAGGCUGAGCAAGGACUAGAUUUUGCUGCAAAGAAAGCUGACGCGGGCCAUUUAGAUGUUAAAGUCAGUGACUUUGGACAGAUGGCUUCAGGGAUGAACGUGGAUGUUGGAAAAGCCACACAGCUUAAACUCGAGGCUACUCAGGAGCUGACCCCCUCAUCCGAAGCACCUCAGGAGGCAGAUGCCUACACGAAAGAAAGUGCCAAAGCUAGUGAGACAGAAGUCAAGGAGAAGGUGGCGAAGCCUGACUUGGUGCAUCAAGAGGCUGUGGACAAGGAGGAGUCCUACGAGUCUAGCGGUGAGCACGAGAGCCUCACCAUGGAGUCGCUGAAGCCCGAGGAGGGCAAGAAGGAAACGUCUCCUGAGUCAUCCCUGAUUCAGGACGAAGUUGCUAUCAGGCUGUCUGUGGAAAUCCCUUGCCCACCCGCUGUCCCCGCGGCGGCAGACGUAGCUGCGGAUGCGAGGGCUGAGGUCCAGAUGGAGUUUAUCCAACCGCCGGCGCGGGAAGAAAGCCAGGAGAGCCCCGAGGCGCCCGCCUCGCCUCCUGAUGCGGCCCAGCUGCAGCCCGAAGAAGCCGUGGUGUCUGAGCCCGCGGAGGCUCCCAGCGAGGAAGAGGAGAUCGAAGCCCGGGGAGAGUACGACAGACUGCUCUUCCGCUCAGACACCCUGCAGAUCGCCGACCUGGGCGCCCCAGGUAGCGGGGCCGCGGCGUUUGUGGAGGCCUGCCCGCCCGGGGAGCGCAAAGGAGGGAUCGAGUCAGUGGUGACCAUCGAGGACGACUUCAUCACCGUGGUGCAAACCACGACGGACGAAGGGGAGUCGGGCUCGCACAGCGUGCGCUUCGCAGCCCCCGCGCAGCCCGAGCAGCAGGAGAGGCGGCCGAGUCCCCACGAAGAAGAGCUGCCAGGAGACGAGGCUGCGGCCGAGGCCCAGGCGGGACCCAAGGAGGGCUCCCCGGACGCUCCCGCUUCCCCGGACAGAGAAGAGGUCGCCUUCUCGGAAUACAAGACAGAACCCUACGAUGAGUACAAGGAUGAGACGACCAUCGACGACUCCAUCAUGGACGCCGACAGCCUGUGGGUGGACACGCAAGAUGAUGAUAGGAGCAUCAUGACAGAGCAGUUAGAGACUAUUCCUAAAGAGGACAAAGCCGAGAAGGAAGCUCGGAGACCAUCUCUCGAGAAACAUAGGAAAGAAAAGCCUUUUAAAACCGGGAGAGGCAGAAUUUCCACUCCUGAAAGAAAAAUAGCUAAAAAGGAACCUAGCACAGUCUCCAGGGAUGAAGUGAGAAGGAAAAAAGCAGUUUAUAAGAAGGCUGAACUUGCUAAAAAAACAGAAGUUCAGGCCCACUCUCCCUCCAGGAAAUUCAUUUUAAAACCUGCUAUCAAAUACACUAGACCAACUCAACUCUCCUGUGUUAAGCGGAAAACCACAGCAGCAGGUGGCGACCCAGCUCAAGGCCGCAGUGCAUUUAAACAGGCAAAGGACAAAGUCACGGAUGGAGUAACCAAGAGCCCGGAAAAACGCUCUUCUCUUCCAAGACCUUCAUCAAUUCUCCCUCCUCGCCGGGGUGUGUCAGGAGACAGAGAUGAAAAUUCUUUCUCUCUUAACAGUUCCAUCUCCUCUUCAGUGCGGCGGACCACCAGAUCAGAGCCUAUUCGCAGAGCAGGAAAAAGCGGCACCUCAACCCCCACCACUCCUGGCUCCACCGCCAUCACUCCUGGAACUCCCCCAAGUUACUCUUCACGUACCCCAGGCACUCCGGGGACCCCCAGCUAUCCCAGGACCCCUCACACCCCAGGAACCCCGAAAUCAGCCAUCUUGGUGCCCAGCGAGAAGAAAGUUGCGAUCAUUCGCACUCCUCCAAAAUCUCCUGCAACUCCCAAGCAGCUCAGGCUUAUUAACCAGCCACUGCCAGACCUGAAGAAUGUCAAGUCCAAAAUUGGAUCAACAGACAAUAUCAAAUACCAGCCUAAAGGGGGGCAGGUUAGGAUUUUAAACAAGAAGAUUGAUUUUAGCAAAGUUCAGUCAAGAUGUGGUUCGAAGGAUAACAUCAAACAUUCUGCUGGGGGCGGAAAUGUACAAAUUGUUACCAAGAAGAUAGACUUAAGCCAUGUGACAUCCAAAUGUGGAUCUCUGAAGAACAUCCGUCACAGACCAGGUGGUGGACGUGUGAAAAUUGAGAGUGUAAAACUGGAUUUCAAAGAAAAAGCCCAAGCUAAAGUUGGUUCACUUGACAAUGCUCACCAUGUACCUGGAGGUGGAAAUGUCAAGAUUGACAGCCAAAAGUUGAACUUCAGAGAGCAUGCAAAAGCCCGUGUGGACCAUGGGGCUGAGAUCAUUACACAGUCUCCAGGCAGGUCCAGUGUUGCAUCACCCCGACGACUCAGCAAUGUCUCCUCUUCUGGAAGCAUCAAUCUGCUCGAAUCACCUCAACUCGCCACGUUGGCUGAGGAUGUUACUGCUGCACUGGCUAAGCAGGGCUUAUGAGUACAUCUCCCUUAGCACUGGAGUGAUAAUUAGGCAUGAGCUCUUGGCAGGAGUGGGCUCUGAGCGGGUGUUACAUUCAUUCUUUACAAACCAUAAGAUAAAUAAUUCCAUCACCAAACUGUAGUAAUUGUUACAAUUUUAUAUAAAAAAAUGAAUAGUAUAUGCAGAAAUUGACCUGAUUUCCAUUUGCAAAAGGAACAUAUGGCUUUACAUGGGUACAAUUGGACAAUUAUUUUCGCUCUGCUCUGUUUUGCAUGGAGUAUUAUUAUUAUUGUUGUUUUAGAAAUUGCAUUUUUACCUUUCAUGUGCCUGAAGGAUAUCAACUACACUCUGAAAGGCCUUGUUAAAAAUCCAAGCUGCUCAUUUCACUAUUCUGUUUUUGGUUGAAAAGAUGAAAAAUUGCCCAUUGUCACUUAUUACAGGUUAAAUGAAAUCAAGGAGUUUGAUUGAGGAAAGGGAAGAGCAUGUAAGAAAUACAUUUUUUUAAAGUAUUAUUUUGUAUAAGUGGGAAGAAAGACGCAACUAAGUUAUUAACUUUUGGGACCCGGAUGGUUAUAUCAGAGUAUGUCAAUCCAAUAAAUUAUUUAACUAACUAAAAACUAGUUAUAAAACAUUUGAGCUGUGGUUGAGAAAGUGGAAUCAAAAGUGCAUCUCUUAGGAGUGAUGCACAGUCAUUAGGAUGGACUUGUGUCUGAUUAUAAUGUCAGUUGAUUGGCUAGAUUGGUGUCCACACUACCUGUUUCACAUCCCCCCAUCUGUUUGAUACAGUAUUAUAGAUAUAAAUAUAUAUAUAUAUUUCUCUGUGGCCAUUUGUGAUAAUUCCUCAUAUACUUGAAUAUUAUACUUCUUUAUUCACAGUAUCUGUGUCUCCUGCACCCUUUGGUGUCGCAAUUUUAGGUAUGUGAAAGUAGAUGUUAGCAGGGUUCUCUAUUUAAAAAAAUAUAUAUAUUAAAAAAGACAAAAAGUUUUAGCAUGAAGUUGCUUUAUGUAACAUCUCAAAGCCGAAAACCCUGUUUUAGUGCAAGAUACAAGUCUCUCCCGUGAUGCUAGAAAAAUUUAUUUUUCCUUGCUUUUGGAGUUUGUAGGGGUGGGUCCAGUUAUACCUAAAAGGGUUUACAGAUUGUUGGUUCACUAUUAUGGAUUUAUCUCCUUUUACAUCAUGGAAUAGUUUGGCAUUCAUUCCUACAAUAAUUCAUGAAACUGACCUUUCCAGAUUUAUUAUCCUCCCUUUUUUUUUUUCUUCCAUUUGCUAAAGUUGAAACCAGGAGUGGUAACUGUGGACAUGUUCUUCCAUUCCUUCCCCUGCCCCAAACAUCUGUUCAUUCAAUUCUCUGAUAGACAUUUGGUCUCCUUAUCUAAAUCUGGACCCCUUGGUUAGAAAGGAAAAAUGCAACAUUUUCAUACAUACACUAUAACUACAAAGCUUUUGAGACACAGAUAUCAAAAUCAUGUAUUUUUCCAGAAUCCCAUCAUUGCUCUCUGUAGAAAAAAAAAAAAAAAAGAUGAUAUGGCCACUUAUCAAAAAAUAAUACUGUUGUGACUACAUACAAUCUAGGAAUCACAAAUCAAUAAUGUCACUUGUACAUCAUGCUUGAUGAAUAACCAAUAGUCAGUGGCCUAAAUAGGGCAAGAAUUAUCAAAUUAGAUGGACACUUUUGGGUACUUUGACCUGCCCAUGACAUUCCUUAGAGCUGGCAGACUAAAUUUGAAUAGUGAGCAACAAAAAGCCUGCUAUGUCUUUCAUUUCUUUGGACUCAACCAAGUCCUGCAUGUAAAGGAUGAGCUGGUUAGUGUGAACUAAACAAAGAGGCAUGGGAGAAUCUGAGACAAAGUGCCAGGGAUGCAAAGGCAGAGAGAAGGCAAUGUGGUUUGUGUGUUGGCAGUCCAUAGGUUACUGUGUCCAGCAUAAUGGCCACAGGGAAACCCUAGGAGCAAACCAAACCACACUGGCCACUGGGAGACGUAUACAGGCUUCAAUUACAACUCAGUGAUUUGAGAACAAAAAACUACUAAGUAGAGUCUACUUUCUGCCUAGUGAAUGUUGUAGGAUUUUGUUUUCAUAAUAGAGACAAUUCAUUCAUCACCCUCCCUUGAAAUGCCUCAGAGGAUACAAGGAAUGAUUGUGUGGAGAAGUAUGGUAUUUUCUUACAUGUUUUAAUAGUGGUAGUAGUAAUUAAAGUUAUGUAGGUUAAAAAAUAUGUUAACAGAUAGAACAGUUUUAACCUGUGAGGAAAAAGUUUACAACCUAGUUUAAUAUUUAUUAUAAAUGUUAAGACUAAGUAAACAUAUUCUAAAUAAUAAAAUUCAAUUCUUUUCUAAUAUGUAUUCAAAAUAAAAUUAUAGAAGGCCCAAAGGUAAUAGACUUUGCUUUUUUUUGAGGCAAGCCCAACAGACUGUCCCUUUUUAUUUUAUGCAAGAGUGAGAGAUAGAUAGAUUGGGAAGGGGGAAUUAGCAUGCCAGGGCAAGGUUUGGCUUUUAAGUAAAUAUUUAUUUCUAAGAACAAUAAAAGUAUAAUGAACGCAAGCCCUUGUUUUGUAUGAAAAUGAUUCUGUAUAAAGUUAACAAAGGAAAUGAAGUUCUGGAAGAGAGAAAGAAAGAAACACACAGGCUAGAAAUGUCUUCUUAUGGGGAUGAGGUAGGUCCCAUCUUUCUUCACUCUUAAGAUAAUGACUCAAAUUAAGCUUUUUGAACACCACUUUUGUGGGGGGACACAUACGCUGAUCUAGAAAUGAAUGCAUUCUCGUUCCAUUUCUAGAUCCACUGAUGCCAGUUUCUCUCUGGCUUUAGCCUUUGAGAACCUGUUUAAGAAUACAUAAGUAAUCCAGAAUUAUGAAGAGUUCAAAGGCCAACUUCUUUAGUGAACUCACUCUCUCUGGGUCAUCUGCAACUGAAAAUUGGACACAACAAUGCAGGGGCGACCCGAGUUCAUGAUGAGUUUCAAGGCCACGUUCACUUAGGAACCAACUCUCUCUGGAUUCACCUGCUGAGUUCCAGCAGGGUGGUGGGCUAAAAUCCCACCCAUAGGAAAGACACCUGUGUAGCACUAGCUGGGUUUGGCUGAAGGUGGCUGAAAGAAGAAUUCCACUAAAUGGAAGAAUAGACUGGCCAUCAUUGACCUCCUCCACACACACUCACACAGAUAUGCCAUAGAAAUGGGAUCAUUGCCCAGAUGUAACAUGACACUAUUUAAAAAAAAAAUGCCUAAGCAUGGCUGAUUCUGACAUAACUGCAUUUUUAAGAUUUUAUCCUAUUUUUAUGCCACAGGAAGGAAAACAAGAGAUUCAUGGUAGGAGUAGCAAAGAUUCAUGGUUGAGGAAGACAAAUUCCAGACAUUUCUUCAAAGACCCAUGCACUAAAAUGAUGUUCAUUUUAUUACUUCUAGAUGAUUAACCUGAAUAUAUAGGCUGAGAACAAGUUCCUCUACAGGAAAAGAUUAUUUUCAAACCCAAAAAAUGCCAAUCAUAAAAAUCCACUUCAACUUUAGCAAAAAGGAAAAAAAAAAAUCAACAAAAAGUAUACUCUGUACGCUAGGAUUCCAGGGUUCCAACCACUACAUCUCUGUGGGGGGUUCUUUCUUCAGAUAAUUCUAGAGCCUGUUACCAUAGGAAGGCAUUCCUUCAAUGGCUGGUUGUAGUUAGUUCAUGUUUUUUCAAUCAACUUUGCAAAUGUAUUUGUUGCUGUAUAGUGAUUGUUUUGCAAAAUAAAAUUGCUUGUCACCUAA
Messenger RNA from Jaculus jaculus (lesser Egyptian jerboa), 9811 nucleotides. RefSeq names its product microtubule associated protein 2 (gene Map2). Gene Ontology annotation, cellular component: neuron projection. The transcript has 16 exons. Lineage: Eukaryota; Metazoa; Chordata; Mammalia; Rodentia; Dipodidae. Bases 520 to 6090 code for a protein of 1856 amino acids. Gene Ontology annotation, biological process: neuron projection development; microtubule cytoskeleton organization. The record is from RefSeq and is a predicted model, not a curated record. Gene Ontology annotation, molecular function: microtubule binding.